AUCAAGAAGAAUUAUCUUCUAGUUCAAAUACAGAACAAGUAUCAGAUACAGAACAAGUAUCAAAUACAGAACAAAUAUCAGAUAUAGAGCAAGUAUCAGAUACAGAACAAGUAUCUACCAAAAGAUUUCAUAUUC
This is a messenger RNA of Dentiscutata erythropus, 135 nucleotides long. Lineage: Eukaryota; Fungi; Glomeromycota; Glomeromycetes; Diversisporales; Gigasporaceae. The record is from the annotation of a GenBank genome assembly.